UGCCUUACUGCCUUAUUUUUUCAAUUAAAUAUAGGAAUUCUAUCACGCGAGAUUUUUGCGGCAGACUUGAGAGUUUGGAUUAACGAACAUACCAGUGAUUAAUUUCUUAAACUUAGCAAGAAAAUGGAGCAGAUAAUUAGUAAUUUAUUAGUUUCUGAUAGUGAGGUUAUAAAAAAGGCAUCGGCAGAUUUAAAUGAGGCUCUUAAGAAUCCAAAUGCAAUACCUGCUUUGAUGGAAAUUACAAUCGCGUCUCCAAAUCCUCAAUUAAGGCAAUAUUCAGCGGUUUUAUUGAAAAAACAAUUAGGCAAACUACGUAGUUGGCAAGCUCUCUCAACAGAUGAUAGAAACGUGAUUAAAGCAAAUAUGCUGAGUGCCCUUACUAGAGAGAGUGAAAAACCAGUUAGAACUGCGAUAGGACAAUUGGUAGGAGUUUUAAUAAAACAUGAGGAUAAUUCGGGUGGCGGAGCAUGGGUGAACGAAAUUUUAAAAUUUAUAUUCGAAUAUUGUCGAUCAUCUAAUGCAAAUGAAAGUGAAUUGGGAUCAUCUGUGUUUGCCGUUUUAACUGAUACAGCCCCUGAUCAAUUUAUUUCUCAUAUAGAUGCCAUUUGCGAAAUGUUUGUGGCGGUUUUGAUGGUCAGCGAUCAGGCUAACCCUAAUGUCGUUUAUAACAUUAUAACUGGGAUGUCUCACUUAGUACCUUUUAUAUUAGGUCAUAACGGCGCUGAGCACACAUACCAGAAGGCUAUUCCAAUUGUAGUUAAAACAUUAGAAGCUUUAGCUCAAAUAGAUUCUGAUAAAUUUGUAAAAGCUUUCGAAAUUUUGGAAAAUUUAGCUGAUUUUACACCUAAGCUAUUGACAUCUAACACCCAGUUGUUGAUUGAAUUUUGCCUUAAAACAGCAAGUAACUUUCAAAUAGACUGCUCAGCACGUGUUAAAGCAAUAUCGUACGUUGGCUGGUUAAUUAGAUUAAAAAAGAAAAUUGUUAUUAAAAUGAAACUUGUUGAACCUAUUUUACAUGUUAUUUUCAACUUAAUGUCUGCAGAACAGGAAAAUGAAGACGAUGACGAAGAUGAAGAUUAUUUCUUAGGGAAUGACUUAUCCAAACCUACUCAUUCUGCAACACAAACUAUGGAUUUAAUGGCUUUGCAUAUUCCUCCAGAAAAAUUUAUUCCACCAUUACUUCAACUUUUGGAACCUGCUUUACAAAGCAAUUCUCCUUACUCGAAGAAAGCGGCUUAUCUUUGUAUGGCUGUUAUUGCUGAAGGGUGUUCUGAAGCCAUUUGCUCAAAAUAUUUACCAACAUUCUUAGAAAUUGUUAAAGUAGGGAUUAUUGAUCAAAAUGUUAUAGUGCGAAAUGCGGCAUUUUUUGCGUUAGGUCAAUUUUCAGAGCAUCUUCAACCAGAUAUUACAAAAUUUGCUCCAGAAAUUUUACCAAUUCUUUUUCAAUAUUUACAUCAGCUUUGUAAUGAACUAAAAUUAAAGACUGGAGACGGGAAUGAACCUAAACAUUUUGAUCGAAUGUUUUAUGCUUUAGAAACCUUUUGCGAAAAUCUCGAUAGUGAUAUUGUUCCACACUUACCUAUUUUAAUGGAAAGAUUAUUUGAUGCUCUUGACCCCCGCAAUUCCGUUAAAGUUCGAGAAUUGGCUUUGAGUUCGGUCUGUGCUGCGGCUAAUGCAGCAAAAACAAACAUGUUACCUUAUUUUCUUCAACUAACAGAGGGCUUAAAAAUGUAUUUGCAAAAAUCUGAGAAUGAGGAUGUGAUAGCCUUAAGACCACAGGCAAUAGAUACAUUAGCUGCUUUAGCUAGAACAAUUGGGAAAGAAAAUUUUAUGCCUCUUGCAAAUGAUACUAUGAAUUUCGCUUUAGCGCUUCUUGAAGAAGCUGAUGAUCCUGAUUUGCGUCGUGCGCUUUAUAAUUUAAUAGCAGCUCUAGCCGAAGUGGUAAAUGAAAAAAUGGAACAUGUUUUCCCAAAAAUAAUAGAAAAAAUUUUUGAUACUGUAGUUAAUACUGAAGAAAUUAUUCCAGAGUAUAAAGAAAAUGCUUUAUUAGAUGGAACGAAUCCAGUAACUCGCGAAGAAGGCAAUGAUGCCGAUGAUGCAGAAAUUGAUAUUGAACAUUCAGAUAAUGAAAAUGAUGAUCAAGAUGAUAUAGCUGGAUACAGCGUGGAAAAUUCUUAUUUGGAUGAAAAAGAAGAAGCAAUUUUAACGUUGAAAGAAUUCGCGCAACAUACCGGAUCAGCUUUUAAUCCUUAUUUGCAAAUGGCAUUCCAAAAUGUUUACAAAAUGAUAGACCAUGUUCAAGAGGAUAUUAGAAAAGUGAGCAUAGAUACUUUGGUUGCUUUUGUUAUAUUUUUAUAUAAACAAAAAAAUGAAGAGGGAACAAGAAAUGCUAUACAAAUUUUACUUCCUAAAUUGGCUCACAUUGUUAAUAACGAUGAAGAAUGUUCUGUUGUAAUGUGCGCUUUGGAAGGUGUUGCUGAGUUACUAAAGGAAAUGAAAUGUUUUGUGAUUAGCGAUGAAAAUAGCAUGGAAUUGAUUUUCUGUUGCAUUAAUGAUGUAAUGUCUGGUAAAAUAGCAUGCCAAUUCGAUGAGCAGGAAGGUGAAAACGAUGAAGAUGAUCCAGAGGAAAGUGAAUAUGAUGAAGCAGUCGUUGAAACUGCUGGAAACAUUUUACCUUUAUUUGGACGGGCCUUGCAACCAGAUCAAUUCGCUGUAUUUUUCGAAAGAAUAUCUCCAAUAAUUAUACAAAAAAUUGAAAAAUCUAAGAAAAAUGAUUAUAACGGAGAUUCUAUGCGCUCAUUUGCAUACGGUGCUUUAGCAGAAUGCUUCCAGCCCUUAUUACAUAAUACCGAAAAAUAUUUUGAUAUUUUAUUGCCAAUCUUGUUAGAUGGUGUCAGUGAUAAAUCAGAACAGGUCAGGCAAAAUUCUGUAUAUGGUACUGGGGAAAUGGUUUUUUAUGCAAAAACAAAAUCGUUUUCAUCAUAUCCACAUAUAUUGACUGCUCUAUCACAUGCUGUUUCGAAAGAAAAACAUCAAGGCGUUCUUGAUAACAUAUGUGGUGCUAUUGCUCGGUUAAUUAUUACAAAUAGUAAUUUAGUACCCUUAGAGCAAGUAUUACCUGUAUUUAUGGGUCAGCUUCCUGUUAAAGAGGAUUUCGAAGAAAAUAAUUCUAUAUUUAAAUGUUUUAAACAACUUUAUCUUGAUGGUAAGGAGAUUUUAAUACAGUAUUUGGAACAAAUAAUAGCCUUCGCAACUGAUAUACUUUAUAAAAAGGAAUAUAAAGAUGAAGAGACCUAUAAUAAUGUUUUGGGCUUUAUCAAAGAAAUUAAAGAUAAAUUUCCAGAAAAAUAUUCGACUGUUAUUAAUUCUAAUCCGGAAGCAGCUACAUUUUUAAAUUCAUUAUUUUUGUAAAGAUCACGAAUCACGGAAUGGAAUUAAAAAUUUUUUAAUUUAUAUAAAUAAAUAUAUAUGUGUAUAUUUUGUAAUACAGCUUUCACAUUAUUGUUAUUUUAAAAAAAAUAUUUUAUUUAAAACAAAUCUCAUUCUAUAUACAUAAUUAUUCUUGAUAUUGUAAACAUUAUCUUUUAUAAAUAAUAUAUAAAUAAA
Messenger RNA from Condylostylus longicornis, 3606 nucleotides. RefSeq names its product importin-4-like. Bases 124 to 3411 code for a protein of 1095 amino acids. Gene Ontology annotation, cellular component: cytoplasm; nucleus. Gene Ontology annotation, biological process: protein import into nucleus. Lineage: Eukaryota; Metazoa; Arthropoda; Insecta; Diptera; Dolichopodidae. The transcript has 2 exons. Gene Ontology annotation, molecular function: nuclear import signal receptor activity; small GTPase binding. The record is from RefSeq and is a predicted model, not a curated record.